GGCAGUGUCCCGCGAGCUCGGGCAACGCACCCGCUCGUGUAACCGUUAUCGCCAUGGAGCGUUGCGUUGCGCGCAGCCGCAGCCUACGCAAUGCCGCCUUUGAAGGGCGUCCUGGAUUUCUAUAAUAUGCUCCCUGGAUUGCCGGGCUCGCUGAAGAUCUUUUUAUGAAUCGUGUAUAUUCUUUCCACUUCGGAUUUGCGCACUCCGACUUCUACUAUGGCUGUCGGCGACGACGGCUUUAUCCACUUCGGCCCUGAGGCCAAUUGCACUUUGGAGCUAUGCCAAGUCGAAGACAGUGUAUAUGGCUAUCGACCCUCCAUCCCAGCCAACGUACUCUUCAUCAUCUUCUAUUCCCUAGCUGCCAUCGUGCAUGUCUAUCUCGGCAUAAGAUGGAGAACGCGGUGGUUCAUGUGGUGUGUUCUCGUUACAUGCUUGCACGAAGUCGUCGGAUACGUUGGGAGGAUCAUGCUGUAUAAUGAUCCAUGGGACUUCACCGCCUUCAUGAUUAAUAUCAUCGCCAUCACCCAAGCUCCGGUAUUCUAUUGCGCGGCGAUUUAUGUCACGCUUGCUCAAUCGAUCAACCACUUCUCCCCAGACUUAGCACGUUUCCCUCCGAGACUGCUCUACUGGACCUUCAUUCCAUGCGACAUCACUUCCCUAGUUCUCCAGGGCACUGGCGGCGGCAUGACGGCGGACUCUUCGGCCGAGAAUGAAGCUGGCCUCAGAAUCACCCGCGCCGGUCUCAUCCUUCAAAUCGUCACGCUCUUCAUCUUCCUCGCGCUCUUCGGCGACUUCUUGUGGCGAUACAAGCAACGCGGAGGCAUGAAGAAGGCUGUUAGACGAGAAAAGCUGUUCUUUGGCUUUGUGAUGCUGGCGUCUGUAUUGACCUUCGCUCGGUGUAUCUAUCGCGUGGCUGAGCUGAAGGACGGAUACCGGGGUGAACUGUUCAGGGAUGAACCGCUUUUUAUUGUGCUAGAAGGAGUACUGGUGGUGCUUUCGGUGUUCGCCCUUUGCAUUGGCCAUCCGGGGCUGGUCUUUAGGAGUCACGAGCGGAGCCGCAUGGACGGUAUGACUGUCCAAUCCAGCGGCGAAAGCCAAACAUCGCGCCCCGAUCCCGUUGAACCCAAGUCCGAGGUCUAGAUGCAGCAGUAGCAGGUUGGGAAGCGUCGUAUCGGCGGUAUAGAGGUUAACGCUCAAGAAAGACACGAAGGUCUUUGGUACAGUACAUCGAGAAGUUAUUGCACGUGAACU
Molecule: messenger RNA, 1251 nt
Organism: Trematosphaeria pertusa
Lineage: Eukaryota; Fungi; Ascomycota; Dothideomycetes; Pleosporales; Trematosphaeriaceae
Product: RTA1-domain-containing protein
Exons: 5
Coding region: 217-1140 (307 amino acids)
Cellular component (GO): plasma membrane; fungal-type vacuole
Source: RefSeq, a predicted model, not a curated record